AUGGCCGAGUUCGUGAUCCUCCGAGAUUCCACCGCCUAUAACAUCAUCUUGGGAAGGAAGACGAUAAACGAUGUUGAAGCGGUAAUCAACACAAAGCUGCUAGUCAUGAAGUUCGUUACCGAUGAAGGAUCUAUAGGGUCCAUAAGAGGGGAUCUCGAAACGGCGGUCGCUUGCGACAAUGCCAGCCUCUCCCUGAGAAAGAAAUCAAAGGAGGCGUCUAGGGUGUUCCUGGCUGACCUGGACGCCAGGGUGGACGACAAACCUAGACCUGAACCAGAAGGGGACCUGGAAAAGUUCAGAAUCGGUGACACGGAGGAGAAAUUCACGUUCAUUAACAAGAACCUCCCACAAGAGUUAAAGGAGCCCUUGAUCGAGAUGAUAAGGACCAACAGGGACUUGUUUGCCUGGACGCCUGCCGAUAUGCCGGGUAUAGACCCGAAAAUCAUGUCGCACCAUCUGGACGUCAGGCCGGGAACACGCCCAGUAACACAACGCAAAAGGAAGAUGUCGACAGAAAGGGCGGAGGAAGUGGCCAGGCAGACGGCCAGCCUCCUCGAAGCAGGUUUCAUACGAGAAGUAGACUACUCGACGUGGCUCUCGAAUGUCGUUCUAGUGAAAAAGCACAACGGCAGAUGGAGAAUGUGUGUAGACUACUCUGACCUUAACAAGGCAUGCCCAAAGGAUUGUUUCCCCCUCCCCAACAUAGACGCACUCAUCGACGCUGCGGCGGGCUACCGCAAAACGGUGGAAGUCUACGUCGACGAUGUCCUCGCGAAAACAACGCGAUCAGACGACCUCCUGAAGGAUCUGGAAAACGUAUUCGCAUCUCUCCGGCAGCACGGCAUGAGGUUGAACCCCCUCAAAUGUGCCUUCGCCAUGGAAGCUGGCAAGUUCUUGGGAUUUAUGAUAACUCAGAGAGGGGUAGAGGCCAACCCGGAAAAGUGCCAGGCAGUACUCCAGAUGAAAAUCCCAGGUUGCAUUAAGGACGUCCAAAGAUUGGCGGGGCGGCUGACCUCGUUGUCCCAGUUUCUCGGAGCGUCGGCAGCAAAGGCCUUGCCAUUUUUUAACCUCAUGAAAAAGGGGAUGGCGUUCGAGUGGACACCUGCAUGUGAGGAAGCCUUUCAACACUUCAAGGAAAUCUUGGCGGCACCACCUGUGCUGGGGAAGCCAAAGGACGGAGAGCCGCUAUACCUGUACCUCGCCAUAACAGGAGAAGCCCUGGCCGCAGUUCUGGUGCGGGAAGAAGGGAGGGCUCAACAGCCGGUCUAUUUCAUAAGCAGAGCCCUGCAAGGGGCAGAAUUAAGGUACAGCAAGCUAGAAAAGCUAGCUUUGGCGCUCUUGACCUCCUCACGAAGGUUGAAGCGAUACUUCCAAAGUCACCAGGUUGUCGUAAGAACGGACCAAGGGAUCCGGCAAGUGCUUCAAAAACCCGACUUAGCGGGGAGAAUGAUGACUUGGUCCAUCGAACUUUCCCAAUACGACAUACGGUACGAACCCCGGCAAGCCAUCAAGGCGCAGGCGAUGGCAGAUUUUCUGGUGGAAGUAACCGGGGACCCAACCGAAGAAGCGAGCACACGGUGGAAGCUCCAUGUGGACGGAGCUUCCAACCAGACGUUCGGAGGUGCCGAGAUCAUCCUGGAAAGCCCGGUUGGAGUCGUAUACGAGCAGUCGAUCAGGUUCGAAUUCCCCGUUUCGAACAAUCAGGCAGAAUACGAAGCCCUCAUAGGGGGCUUGACCCUAGCAGCAGAAGUCGGGGCAAUAAGGCUGGAAAUAUGCAGUGAUUCACAGGUCGUCACCUCCCAGGUAAACGGGAGCUACCAAGCCAAAGACUCGCUAUUACAAAAGUACUUGGAAAAAGUCAAAAGCUUAAGCCAAAAAUUCGAGGAGGUCACGGUCCACCACGUGCCUAGAGAAAGGAACACACGGGCGGACCUCCUAUCAAAAUUGGCCAGCACUAAACCGGGAGAAGGCAACCGAUCUCUCAUCCAAGGGAUGACGAGAGAGCCGGCAGUCGUCCUGCACGUGACAAGACUGAGCCCUUCAUGGCUAGACCCCAUCACUGGUUUCCUGGAAAACGGCAAACUCCCUGACGACGAAAAGGACGCGGCGAAGCUGAGAAGGGAAGCAGCCAAAUACGCCGUCAUCCAGGGACAGCUGUUUAGGAAAGGGCUCAACCAACCCCUAUUGAAGUGCUUACACCCCGACCAAACGGACUACGUCCUCAGGGAAGUCCAUGAAGGCUGCUGCGGACACCACAUAGGAGGCAAGGCCCUGGCAAGAAAACUACUUCGAGCCGGAUAUUAUUGGUCGUCAAUGAUGGCAGACUCCAAAGAACAGAAGUUCUCCUCGGUGGAACACCCCCAAACAAACGGACAGGUGGAGUCCGCGAACAAGAUCAUCCUUUUAGGGCUGAAGAAGCAUUUGGAUAAUAAAAAGGGCCCUUGGGCCGACGAGCUAGCCUCGGUGCUUUGGUCCUACCGAACAACCGAACAAUCCUCCACUAAAGAGACUCCCUUCCGGCUAACAUACGGGUUGGAUGCGGUAAUACCCGUAGAGAUCGGGGAACCGAGCCCCCGGUUACUUUUGAAGGGAGUAGAGGAAGCAGUGGAAAAGGACUUGAUAGAUGAAGUCAGAGAGAUGGCCCAUUUGACAGAAACCGCACUAAAACAAAGAAUGGCCCUACGCUACAACACCAAAGUGCUCAAAAGAGAAUUCGGACCAAACGGCCUCGUCCUGAGGCGAAACGACAUCGGCCCACCGACCCCUGGAGCGGGCAAGCUGGCGGCAAACUGGGAAGGCCCCUAUAGAAUCAAAAAAGAGAUGGGUAGGGGCGCUUUCAAGUUGGAAAGGCUCGAUGGUAAGGAAAUCCCAAGGACAUGGAACGCAAACAACUUGAGAAGGUUCUACUCCUAA
Arachis stenosperma is the source of this 2913-nucleotide messenger RNA. RefSeq lists its product as uncharacterized. The record is from RefSeq and is a predicted model, not a curated record. The coding region runs from base 1 to 2913 and encodes 970 amino acids. Gene Ontology annotation, molecular function: RNA-DNA hybrid ribonuclease activity; nucleic acid binding. The transcript is spliced from 3 exons. NCBI's taxonomy places the organism in Eukaryota, Viridiplantae, Streptophyta, Magnoliopsida, Fabales, Fabaceae.